This is a messenger RNA of Centropristis striata (black sea bass), 5382 nucleotides long. RefSeq names its product DLEC1 cilia and flagella associated protein (gene dlec1). The transcript is spliced from 38 exons. Gene Ontology annotation, biological process: negative regulation of cell population proliferation. The record is from RefSeq and is a predicted model, not a curated record. NCBI's taxonomy places the organism in Eukaryota, Metazoa, Chordata, Actinopteri, Perciformes, Serranidae. Bases 216 to 5315 code for a protein of 1699 amino acids.
AACCAUAUGUACACAAAUAUGGCGGAGAAGAUGUGUGAAACUUGUCGUGCUGUCGCUACAUGUCUGUUUUGACGUUUUCUUGCUGUUAAACUUGCUCUCGUAAUCUAACUAGCGUGUUAACUAACUUUUAAUCUAAUUAGCAUAGCGUUUUCUUAGCUGUUUAGCAGAUAAAGCAUCUAACGUUAGCUCCAUGAGUGGCUCAGUUCCUCUGCACCAUGAUGGAAGAACCAGAAACGAGAGAAAUAUCACGGUUUGAUCCGUCUGUGAACAGUCACAGACCCGCAUCAGGAAAGUCUCAGGACAUUUCUCAUGUGUUGGCAAGUACUUUCAAGGACCUUUACACUAAAGACAUUAUUGGGAAAGACACUUUGUCCAAUCUCAUCAAGACUAAGAAUGGACGAAGCAGCUACCGCGACAGAUAUGUUGAAGAGCUUCAACAGGCUCAUUCUGAAUACAGCCGGUGUAUAAAAGAGGCUGACAUGCUGGAGAGUCAUAUAAUUCAGGCGAGAGCUCGAGCUGCAGCCACAGAAAGCCAGGCUUAUGAGAGAAUGAAAGAGAAGAUGGGAGAUAUGAAAGAUCACCAGGGCCUCCUCACAGUUAAAUCGGCCUUUUCCUGGUGUGUAGACAAGGAUCUUCUUGAAAUGAACAACCUCAUUUCCCCGCAGGACUACUUACCGACACAAAAACCAAGAGUGGAAGCACCAGCAGCAAUGAAAUUGGAUCCUGGCAGAUCCACCAUCGCCCACACCAUGCACGUGUCCCGGGAGCCUCAGGAUGAUGGUUAUACUCUAAUUCCCAGCCCAGAAAAGAUCUUACCAGAUUUGAAUGAGUCAGAUCUCAGCCUGACGUUUGAAUCCAGCUCAGACACCCCGCAGAGGAAGAAAACUCAGAGGGAGACGCCCAACCAGGCUAAACCCAGACCAAAAUGGAAGAAUGAGCCGAGUGCAAAGGAUCGGGCAGAGGGAUGGGAAAAACUUCAGAGGCUGAAAGAUCGACACAGUUUCCUACGCAAUCCUCGUUUCCUUCCUCCGAAUGCACAGCAGGGCAUCACAUCCCUGGUCCGGCCCAGGACCAAAGUGGGGAAGACGGAGCAUGUGAGGAAAGGGAUAGAGGAGCAAAGCUCCACUGAUGAUCCUGUCCCAGUGUUCCUAGCAAAACCUUCAGUGGUGGUCUUCACUGAAUACAGUGUGGGGCAUGUUUAUGAGACAACACUGGAGCUGAAAAACUUGACUUCUGCAAGCCGUACGGUUCGAGUCAUCCCUCCUACCACUUCUUACUUCUCUAUUGGGCUGGGAAGAUUCCCUAGUGAGGGCGGUGUUAUUGCCCCAGGGAUGAGUUGUAAGUACACAGUCCGCUUCGCUCCGGACUCUCUGGGGGGUUAUGAGGACUUCAUAGUGGUGGAGACGCAGGCUGAACACCUGCUGGUGGUGCCCAUCGCAGCCAGAAGACCCCCUCCAAUACUCACACUACCAAGAGUUCUGGACUGUGGUUGUUGUCUGAUUGGAGGAGUAAAAUUUGUUGAGUUCUUGUGCCAAAAUGUUGGUCUCAGUGCCGGGACCUUCUGUAUUAUCCCCAAGAACCAGUGGCCAGCCUCCAACCUCAGGUCUGUGGCAAGAACUUACUUUUCUGAGCAGCCACCCUUUGCAGUCAGUCCGUCUCUUUUUGUGCUGCAGCCAGGAGAGACCACUGUAGUUGAGGUGGUUUUCUUUCCCACCAUUGCUGAGAAGAGCUGUCAGGUGUUUACUCUUGUGUGUGACAACUGCCAGGUGAAAGAUAUUUCCAUUGAAGGUGAGGGCCAGGUGAUUGCACUUGAGCUUGUGUCUGUGUCUGGGGAGAAGGAGCCUCCUGUGCUGGGAGAGGUGCAUGACCUCACUGCAGAGCACUUUGUCCGUUUCGGCCCCUGUAACCCUCAGUCUGUGCAAGAGAAAAAGCUUGUCAUUAGAAACAAUGUCCACUUGGAGCUGCCAUUCCACUGGCAGAUCAUGAAGCCAAACCUGCACCCUCUGCUUCCAGGGGAAACCCCGGAGCCCGGCCAUAUCCAGUUCCACCUGACCACAGACGAUGUUUUCCAUGUCAGCCCUCUGACGGGGAUGCUGGCGCCCUGCCAGGAGCAAGAGUUUCUGCUCACCUUCUGUCCUCAAGAGUUGAAGGAUUACCACAGUGUUUGUCACUUAGUCCUGAGGGAUGUCCCCCAGCUGCCACCAGAGCCCAGCGACAAUGGUGUCCUUCAGCCCUUGCGCACUGGCUCCAAGGUGAGCGAUGUAAUCGUCAUGGAGAUAGAGGUCAAGGGGUCGACAGAGCCGUAUCAAGUCCUACUGGAGCCCUACGCUGUUGUGAUCCCUGGAGAGAUUUUUAUUUGCACAACCACACACAGGCAAUUCAAGAUGUGGAACCACAGCAAAACCUGCAUCUUUUUUCAAUGGGAGAGAAUGAGCAGCAGCAGUUACAUCAUAGAAGCAGAGCCCUCUACUGGUAGCAUCGAGGAGAACGAGUGUUUUGAUUUCGAGCUGAUUUUGACGGGAGGGAAACCAGAGAGGGUUGUGACCAGUCUGGUUUGCCACAUAGAGCACCAUCACGAGCCGGUCACAUUGCCUGUUGAAGUCUCUUUUAAGGGUCCCAUAGUGACCCUCAGUGUGCCCAGUUUGGAAUUUGGGCUCUUUAAGCUCGGGGAGCAGACACAGACAACGCUGCUCCUCACUAACAUCACCCAGCUGGAAGCCUCUUGGGCCCUGAAGGAGAGGCAUAAUAAUCAGCAGGACCACCAAGACACACAGAUCUUCGUGGAGCCGUGCAGCGGUGUGCUGCCUCUCUUGGCCUCCUGCAGUGUAGUUGUGCUCUUUAAUCCCAGUUUCUGCCAGCGAUAUGAAUCAGAGCUACAGCUGACAGUGGAGAAUGGAACAGGAUGUCACCUGUCAGUGCGAGCAGAUGUGCAGUCUCCUCAGGUGUGUCUGCUGAACUGUGAGCUGCUCCUCUCUGAACUCUACGUUGGAGUUCCUGCCAAGACAACUGUCACUCUCUUCAACCAGACACAGCUGCCUUCACACUUCAGCUGGAUGGCUCAGCUCCAGGGUAAACAGGCUGAGCUGUGUUCAGCCAGUUUUGACCCCUCAUCUGGUACUCUGGGACCUAAUGACAGCUUGGAGAUCACAGUUAACUUUACCUCUCACACAGAUUUGGAGCUGACUGAGGUGGCUGCUCUCUGUGAGGUCCAGGGGAUGAACUCUCCUCUUGUUGUUGCCAUCGUGGCUUCCAAAACCAAGAAACUCAGUGUGUCCUACUCGCUGCCCAGUGUCUGCUCCUCCACAGGUGAUGAGAGCCCCUCAACACUGUUACUUAAUUUUGGAGAUGACGUCAUUUUGAACAGAGCCGUUACUAAGCAGCUACUGAUAACAAAUCAAACUGCUAUCUCAGCCCUUUUCACCAUAGAGGCGGAGUAUUUCACCUGCCAUGCCUCACAGCCAAACACCCAGUCAGAGGGAAGAUUCACAUACGUCAAGAAGCCGCUUCACUCCCUUCAAGCUAAGAAAGUAGAAGAAAAAGCACACAAGGAGUUUGUGAGCAGCCUGCUGGCUCAUGGAAAAGGUGCAGCUUUCUUUGUCCUGCCAGACACUGGGAUGCUGGGACCUUUUGAGACCCAGACUGUGGAUGUCACCGCCUACACUGACAUGUGGGGGGAAUACAGAGAUCACCUCAUUUGCAAAGUUGGGGACCUCGAGCCCACGCUCAUUCCCAUGCAGAUGACAGUGACAGGCUGCCCACUCUACUUCCAAAUGACCGGCCCACGUCCAGAUGACCAGAACCAGGGGCCAAUCAUACAGUUUGGCACUCACGUAUCUGGAGGUGACACAGUGUCUCGUUCUCUUCGCAUCAACAAUCCCACCAUGUCUGAUAUUCGCAUGGACUGGGAAAUAUAUAACAUAGAUCCAAAUGACCGUCAACUGGUGGAUGUUGUGGUGGCGUAUGGAGACGCCUUUCCAGUUAAAGAUGCUGAUGGUAAUGAGGUUUUGAGUGGAGCAUUGAAGAUUUCUGGUGGAAACAUUCAAACAGCCUGGGAAAGAAAUAAGACCCCGGGCUCUGAGAUGACGAGCACGUCCUCUGGAAGCUUGACUAGCGGUGAAGAGGAGGAAUAUGUAUCUGAGGAUGACUGUGAGGAAGAGGAAACCUGUCUUUAUCCUAAUCCUGCAAAGAAAAAACUCUUCUCUGUUCACAUCAGACCUCAUGUGGGAAACCUCUCGGAUUACCCAUACUGCAUCACACCCCAGCAAAUUGUGAUUCCAGCCAAGGGCAGCAGCACCAUCCAUGUAUCUUUCACUCCUUUGACUCUUUCUGGGUCAGAGUGUGAGUCCAGAUGUGCGGGCCUGGCUCUGGGCUUCAUGAGUCUAGACUCCGAGAUGGCUGCCUGUGUCCCGGGUAAAGUUGGAAGAGCUCAGGGUUUGGAUUUGGAGCCUGUCAGAAUGGAUCUACUAGCUGUCGUUAAGCCUGCAGUGCUGUUAGUGCAGAUGGAGGAGGACGAGGGGGUGCUGGAGUUUCAUGCCUCAGCUGGUGAUUUACUGAGGAAAGAAUCAGAGGAGCUGCUAGUUCGGGAAUUUGACAUCACAAGGGCAGUUCAGCUGAAAAACAACUCAGAAAUGACCCUACACUUCAGACUGCGGACUCAACCUCCAUUUUUAGUGCUCAAGCCACAGCCUCGAGUGCGGACCAGCACCUCCAGCAACCCCCCUACUGGUGACAGUCAGUAUCUGGUGCUGCAACCACAACACAGCAUGCAGGUAAAGGUGGCCUUCCACUGCUCCCUGUCCCUUCUGGACCAUGCAGACCAGGCAGGUGAGGAAGUCUCUCCUGGGGUGACACUCAUCGAUCGAGCAAGAGGGGGAAGACAGCUGAGGUUCCAGCAAAACCUCCUGAUUCACUACAGCAACAACAGCCUGCAGACAGUGCCUCUCUCUGCCCACAUGGAUCUGGCUGCAAUGCGUCUGUCCAGUGACAGCAUCAACUUUGGGUUCUGCUAUGUCACACAGACACAGAUUAUAGAAGUCAACCUCUACAGCCACGGAGCUCACACUUACUGGAGAUCUCUUAUAGAGGCAGAUGAAGGAGACUCCUGUGUGUUCAGAGUGACACCAGACUUUGGGCUUCUCAGGUCAAAGGAGCUCCAGGCCACCAGCUGCAGCCAGUGUCUCCACAUCAGCUUCACUCCCAGUGAGAGCAGAGAGUUCAGGGCCACCGUGGUGAUCCGGUCCCCUCUGGUGAAGACUCCUCUCACUCUGCAGCUGCAGGGAACAGGAUCCUUUGAUGAGGUGUACAUGUCUAACUAGACGUUCUUAUAACAUCACAGACACAAUCUGCUUUCCUUAAAUCAACUUUUAUAUAUAUAUAUAUGUC